Molecule: messenger RNA, 261 nt
Organism: Hepatospora eriocheir
Lineage: Eukaryota; Fungi; Microsporidia; Hepatosporidae
Source: the annotation of a GenBank genome assembly
AUGAUUUUAAUUGAAUUAUAUGAGAUAAUUGUUGAAAUAUUUGAAUCAAUUUGUAUUAAAAAUAAUAUUAAAGAAUUUGAUAAUUUUAUUGAAGAAAAGAUGUCAGAAUUUUCACCAGAAAAUAUUGAAAAAAUGCAAGAUUUUAUUAUUAAACAAGAUAAUUCCAAUAUUGAUAUUGAAAAAUUUAAAAAAAGUUGGGAUUUAAUCUUGUAUUUUUACAGAAAUGCUUAUGUUAUUAUUUGUUUUUUAUCAAAUCUGUGA